AUGGCCCUUUGUAUCCCGCGCGCCCAGUUUCCUGGGUGCUUUUGCUGGGAAGCUGAAUAUGGUGGGCAUGAUCAGAUAGAUUUAUAUGAUGAUGUCAUCUCUCCAUCUGCAAAUAAUGGGGAUGCCCCAGAAGAUCGGGAUUACAUGGAUACUCUCCCACCAACUGUUGGCGAUGAUGUGGGUAAAGGAGCAGCACCAAAUGUAGUCUAUACGUAUACUGGGAAGAGAAUUGCAUUGUAUAUUGGCAAUUUAACAUGGUGGACAACAGAUGAAGACUUAACUGAAGCAGUUCACUCUUUGGGAGUAAAUGAUAUUUUAGAGAUAAAAUUUUUUGAAAAUCGGGCAAAUGGACAGUCAAAGGGAUUUGCCCUCGUUGGUGUUGGAUCUGAAGCAUCCUCAAAAAAGUUAAUGGAUCUGUUGCCUAAAAGAGAACUACAUGGUCAGAAUCCUGUUGUAACUCCAUGCAAUAAACAGUUCCUGAGUCAAUUUGAAAUGCAGUCUAGGAAAACUACACAAUCAGGACAAAUGUCUGGGGAAGGUAAAGCUGGUCCUCCAGGAGGCAGUUCACGUGCAGCAUUUCCACAAGGUGGUAGAGGACGGGGCCGUUUUCCAGGGGCUGUUCCCGGUGGGGACAGAUUUCCUGGGCCAGCAGGACCAGGAGGGCCACCCCCACCUUUUCCAGGAAAUUUGAUCAAGCAUCUUGUUAAAGGAACUCGGCCUUUGUUCCUGGAAACUAGGAUUCCAUGGCAUAUGGGGCACAGCAUAGAGGAAAUACCCAUUUUUGGCCUAAAAGCUGGACAGACUCCACCACGUCCACCAUUAGGUCCUCCAGGACCACCGGGUCCACCAGGUCCUCCACCUCCUGGUCAGGUUCUGCCUCCUCCGCUAGCUGGGCCUCCUAAUCGAGGAGAUCGCCCUCCACCACCAGUUCUUUUUCCUGGACAACCAUUUGGGCAGCCUCCAUUGGGUCCACUUCCUCCUGGUCCUCCACCUCCAGUUCCAGGCUACGGCCCCCCUCCUGGUCCACCACCUCCACAACAAGGACCACCUCCACCUCCAGGCCCCUUUCCACCUCGCCCACCUGGCCCGCUCGGGCCACCUCUUACACUUGCUCCUCCUCCACAUCUUCCUGGACCACCACCAGGUGCCCCGCCACCAGCUCCACAUGUGAACCCAGCUUUCUUUCCUCCACCAACUAACAGCGGCAUGCCUACAUCAGAUAGCCGGGGUCCACCACCAACAGACCCAUAUGGCCGACCUCCACCAUAUGAUAGGGGUGACUAUGGGCCCCCUGGAAGGGAAAUGGAUACUGCAAGAACGCCAUUGAGUGAAGCUGAGUUUGAAGAAAUCAUGAAUAGAAAUAGGGCAAUCUCAAGCAGUGCCAUUUCAAGAGCUGUGUCUGACGCCAGUGCUGGUGAUUAUGGGAGUGCUAUUGAGACAUUGGUAACUGCAAUUUCCUUAAUUAAACAAUCCAAAGUAUCUGCUGAUGAUCGUUGCAAAGUCCUUAUUAGCUCUUUGCAAGAUUGCCUUCAUGGAAUUGAGUCCAAGUCUUAUGGUUCUGGAUCAAGACGUGAACGAUCAAGAGAGAGGGACCAUAGUAGAUCACGAGAAAAGAGUCGGCGUCAUAAAUCCCGUAGUAGAGACCGUCAUGAUGAUUACUAUAGAGAGAGAAGCAGAGAACGGGAGAGACACCGGGACCGGGACCGCGACCGGGACCGAGAGCGGGACCGAGAGAGGGAGUAUCGUCACCGUUAG
Molecule: messenger RNA, 1755 nt
Organism: Orycteropus afer afer
Lineage: Eukaryota; Metazoa; Chordata; Mammalia; Tubulidentata; Orycteropodidae
Gene: CPSF6
Product: cleavage and polyadenylation specific factor 6
Exons: 10
Coding region: 1-1755 (584 amino acids)
Biological process (GO): mRNA alternative polyadenylation
Cellular component (GO): mRNA cleavage and polyadenylation specificity factor complex
Molecular function (GO): mRNA binding
Source: RefSeq, a predicted model, not a curated record